CAUUAAGCCGCAUUCGGUUCCUUCACACGGCGAUUGCAGUACCCUGCUCUGCAUCUUCUUCGCGAAUUUGGCACAAAUUCAGCUCAAUCCAGGAGCAACGCAUUGAUAUUCCCAAUUGAAAAAAGAGUGUAGUAACAUGACCACCAACCAUCACAACGUCGUUGAUCCGGCCUUCAGCGUAGUGCCGAAGGAAAGUCCGGCAUUCCUUAUCUGGCGCGUGGAAGAUAUGAAGCUGGUAUUGUUGCCUAAGGAAUCGUAUGGCAAAUUCCAUUCCGGUGACUCGUACCUAAUAUAUAGCGCUUUUGAGUCUGGUCAACCGUGUGGAACUCUUCUUCAGCAAAUCAAAGGGCAAUCAAACAAGCUAGAGCGCUAUAUUCAUUUUUGGCUUGGAAAUGAGACUACCCAAGAUGAAGCUGGCGUAGUCGCCAUUAAAGCUGUCGAACUGGAUGAUGUGUUGGGCGGCUCUCCUGUUCAACAGCGUGAGGUCGAAGGCAGUGAGUCUGCGCGUUUCAUGACUUACUUUAAGGACGGUAUAAGAAUUCUACCUGGGGGAGCUGCGUCCGGCUUCAAACAUGUGACAGAUGAAUUUCACCCUGCCCUUUACUCGGUCAAAGGUAAACGUAAUCCGAUCGUACGUCAACUCCCGGAAGUCUCCUGGUCCCUAAUGAACGAAGGUGAUGUCUUCGUCUUGGAUUGCAAAAAGUACAUCUUUGUAUGGGUUGGCCGUUCGGCCAACAACAAAGAGAAGAUGCACGCUGCCAAGCUGGCACAAACACUGAAGGGCGAACAUGGUGAAUCUUACAGUACCUUAGUUAUUGUAGAAGAUGGUCAAGAACUUGGCUUGCCCGAUGCAGAGAGAGCAGCAUUGGAAGGCUUGCUUGCCAUUCAGCACAAGAAGCUGAAACCUGUCGAGGCAGAGAACGAUGAGGCUUUCGAGAGCAAUACUGUUGCAGAGAUCAAAUUGUACCGCUGCACCGACGAGGAUGGCACAUUGAAAGUUACCGAAGUAAAAAAAGGACCGCUUUUCCAGGCAGACUUGUCAUCUAAUGAUAGUUUCAUUGUUGACAAUGGAGCGAAUGGCAUUUUUGUGUGGGUCGGCAAAAAAGCCACACCGCAGGAACGGACUGAGGCAAUGAGGAACGGACAGGGUUUUGCCAAGAAGAAGGAAUAUCCGCCCAACACUAACGUGACCCGUGUUCUCGAUGGAGGCGAACCCGCUGAAUUCAGGACCCUGUUCCGCGACUGGAAAGUAGUCGGCCAAACGGUUGGCUUUGGAAGACAAGCAUCAGUUGGUAAAAUCGCCAAAGUUGUCCAGACGAAAUUUGAUGCAUCGACACUUCACGAGAACCCAAAAGCUGCCGCCAAAGCGGGCAUGGUCGACGAUGGUAGUGGUAAAAAAGAGGUCUAUCGCAUCAUCAAUAAGGAACUCUCUCCAGUUCCCCACGCCGAGCAUGGCAAGUUCUACGCUGGCGAUUGCUACGUCAUCAAUUAUGCCUACACAGUCGGAGGUACUGAAAAGAACAUCAUCUAUUAUUGGCUGGGUUCCACUGCGGGUCAAGACGAAAAAGGCAUUGCUGCCGUUAUGGCAGUUGACUUGGAUAACAAACUCGGUGGUCGAGCUGUUCAAGUCCGCGUUAUCCAAGGCAAAGAGCCGGAGCAUUUCUUAUCCAUGUUUGGUGGUAAGAUGGUUAUCUACUCUGGUGGACGAGCCUCCGGUUUCGAGUCCCAGCAAGGCGAGAAAGAUGAUGUUCUUGGAAAUACUUAUAUGCUCCAAGUACGUGGCAAUGCCGCUCAUAACACGAAAGCCAUUCAGGUCCCACUGAAAGCAUCUUCGCUAAAUUCUAAUGAUGUGUUCAUUUUGAUGUCGCCAAAUGUUGUUUACAUUUGGUGCGGCAAAGGAUGCACGGGAGAUGAAAGAGAAAUGGCCAAGAAGAUCGCCGCUGAUGGUAAAGGUGACUCGCAGAUUAUGGUCGAAGGUAAGGAAAAAGCUGAAUUUUGGGAAAUGCUUGGAGGCAAGGGGCCUUAUAUGACAGAUAUGCGUACCGUCGAAGAGAUUCAUGAACAUGAACCUCGUCUGUUCCACUGCUCCAAUGCCACCGGAAACAUGAAAGUCGAGGAAAUUUUGGAUUUCAAUCAAACGGACUUGGUCGAAGAGGACGUCAUGGUACUCGAUGCUUGGCAUUCGAUUUUCAUUUGGGUGGGUGUCAAUUCCAACAAGCAAGAAGUGGCUUUAGUAGAAAAGGGGGUCGUCCAGUACUUGCGCUCUGAUCCCAAGGGACGCGAUUUGGAUACCCCGAUUCUUAAGGUUCACCAAGGAUGCGAACCGCCUACUUUCACAGGAUUCUUUGGUGCAUGGGAUCCUAGUAGCUGGGAGAACCGCGUAGAUUUCGAAAAACUGAAGGAAAAUUUGAAGAAAGAUAAUCCCAACAUGACCAUCGCUUUAUCAGUUAAUGGUUCCAGCGGAGAGAAACACCGCUAUCCAUUGAUCGUGUUGCAAGAAAAGAAUCCCGAGAAGCUCCCUGCUGACGUGGAUCCUGCUCAGAAAGAGCUGUCGCUUCACGAUGCUGAGUUCACUCGCGCGUUCAAGAUGGAACGGACUGCUUUUGAGGCGCUACCUGCAUGGAAGCGUAAUCAGUUGAAGAAAGAUGUGGGUAUCUUUUAAUGUCAC
Molecule: messenger RNA, 2668 nt
Organism: Daphnia carinata
Lineage: Eukaryota; Metazoa; Arthropoda; Branchiopoda; Diplostraca; Daphniidae
Product: advillin-like
Exons: 14
Coding region: 137-2662 (841 amino acids)
Biological process (GO): cytoskeleton organization; barbed-end actin filament capping; actin polymerization or depolymerization
Cellular component (GO): actin cytoskeleton; cytoplasm
Molecular function (GO): actin filament binding; phosphatidylinositol-4,5-bisphosphate binding
Source: RefSeq, a predicted model, not a curated record